This is a messenger RNA of Anolis sagrei ordinatus, 2198 nucleotides long. RefSeq names its product QRFP-like peptide receptor. NCBI's taxonomy places the organism in Eukaryota, Metazoa, Chordata, Lepidosauria, Squamata, Anolidae. Gene Ontology annotation, molecular function: G protein-coupled receptor activity; peptide binding. Gene Ontology annotation, cellular component: plasma membrane. Gene Ontology annotation, biological process: G protein-coupled receptor signaling pathway; cellular response to hormone stimulus. The record is from RefSeq and is a predicted model, not a curated record.
GAGAGAAGAGGAUGGAGUUGUUGUGCAGCAUAGCUUUGGGUAGGAAAAGAUGUGGUUCUUCUUUUAGGCACUAAAGACAGUUUAGCAGAGGGAAAAGUGCAUCGUAUGUGCUCACUGUGUGUGAAAGAGAAAGCAUAGGGAGAGAGGUGUGUGUUUCUGAAUAAUCGGAGAAGUAUAUGAAUGGACAGGGUUGUGUUCCUGCACAUCAGGAAGGGGAAAGGUAGCACAUGCCUUGUCGCUUGGAGUAAAGUUUGUGUGGCUCAAGAGAUUGCACGGAUGCUUCCGACAUCUGCCCAGGGAUGCAGAAGUCUCUCUCUGCACAAGAGCUUCGCAGCAUGGAGAAGAGCGCAAGGGAGGACGCAGUGCCCGAAACGGGGUAAGAAAAUGGGCUUUGGAAAGUGAGCUGAGAGUGGGGUUGAGUUUUGGAAGGAUGGGGUUGGGAGGAAAGAGCUCACAGAUCAUGGGAGAUGCAUUGGGGCUUGGAGCAGGACUUGGCAUAAUCCUGGCAGGAGGGGGAGUUGUGGGUUGUGCAAUGUGCAUUGUCAGGACAGGAGAGAGAGCGGGUUCGGAGCAGCGAAGGAGAAGAACCGCAGAGGUUGAAGGAACCCUCCUUUGGAAAUUAUCCUUCACAGGGAUAGAUGCAUCGCUCUGGAGGAACUUCCCCACUUUGUGGACUCAGAAUCUGGAGAGCUCCCUCUAAACUCUCAGGAUUUUUCUGGAGGUUUGCUGUAGGAGGAGAGACUCCGUAUUUGUUCACUAUUCACAGCCUGGACAUCAUUUCCACUUCUGUUUGUCCUCCUCCAUGUGACAGAGAGAAGACAGAGACAUGAACGGCUCCUUCAGCCUCACAGAGAUGGGGAGUCUGCUGGAGCUCUGGAAACCAGAGAAUGUCUCGGUGAUGGGACAAGUCAACGGGAGCCAAGAGCUGGGCUGGGAGGAGCUGGGGAAGCUCCUCUUCCUCUUCGACAAGGAGCCGGUCACCAUCAGCCUCACCGUCAUGUACUUGGCCUCCUUCUUGGUCGGCUUUAUCGGCAACAUCAUGUCUCUCCGGAUGCUCACCCAGAAGCGCAGAAGCCGGAUGCCACGCCUGAGCGCCACCAGAAGCCUCCUCAUCAACCUGGCCAUCUGUGACCUGAUGGUGGUGUGUAUCUGCAUGCCCAUCACUGCCGGCAAUUUGGUCUACAAAGCCUGGGUCUAUGGGGACUUCCUGUGUAGGAUGGUACCUUUCAUCCAAGCGAUGUCCGUCUCCGCCAGUGUCCUCAGCCUCACGAUGAUCAGCUUGAACCGGUACUACAGUGUGCACAACCCACUCAAUGCCAGGUCCUUCUUCACCCGACGGAAGAUCUGGGGUACCAUUCUGGUGGUUUGGGUCUUCUCCUCCACGAUCUGCAUGCCUCUUAUAUUUAUGAACAAAAUGGAUGAGAUUGGAGUUGUCCCAGGUCUUCUCCUGGCGUUUCCCAUCUGCAGGGAAGUCUGGCCUCAGGAACGGGUCAAGAAAGCCUACAGCUUCCUCCUCUUCUGCAUGCUCUACUGCCUGCCAGUCCUGUUCAACAUGGUCAUUUGCUGCCUCACCGUCCAUAGGCUCUGGUGUCCCACCAGACCUUUGAGGGACUGCAGUGCCUUGAACCAAACUUUGCUGACGUCCAGGUUGAAGAUUCGCAAGAAGGUGGCCCAGAUGGUGGUGGCUUUGGUCCUGCUCUUUGCCAUCUCCUGGCUGCCCAUUUACACGAUGGACAUCUGGAUCGAGUUCAACAGUCCCAAGUCCUUGCGAGAGGUGGCCCCAUCCCCCUGGGUCUUGCAGCUCCGACCGUUCGCUCAGUGGCUCAGCCUCACCAACUCCAGCCUCAACCCCAUCUGCUAUUGCUUCGUCGGCAACCUGUAUAGAUCGGCCAAGGAAAUGAAGACCAGAUACCACAGGAAGAUGGUCUCCCUUCUCAGCUUCUCUCUCUCAGAAAAGAGCUUACCUUCCUCAGGUCCUGAAGUGGUGUCCUACAAGGGUUCGUCUGCCAAAAGGCUUGAGCAAGAGACAUCAGGGAAAAGGUGCCAGAAGAACUAUAGUCCAAAAACCCAAGUGUGAAAUAACCCCGUGGCCUUAGUGAGUCUCCCUUUGCUCUUCCUUUAAUGGACAAGUCUUGAAAUGAUCGUGACAGUUCUCAAUGACACUUCCAAUGAGGAGCCAUCACCAUACACUCAGGAGA